Molecule: messenger RNA, 3016 nt
Organism: Aricia agestis (brown argus)
Lineage: Eukaryota; Metazoa; Arthropoda; Insecta; Lepidoptera; Lycaenidae
Gene: l(2)41Ab
Product: myosin-16-like
Exons: 19
Coding region: 59-2986 (975 amino acids)
Biological process (GO): axoneme assembly
Cellular component (GO): cytoplasm
Source: RefSeq, a predicted model, not a curated record
UUUAUUUUUUGAUAAUCAUUAAUUUAUUACUAAAUAAAUAUUUGACUGUUAAUUAACAAUGUCUGCGCCACCACCGUCCUAUUGCUCAGAGGACCUCGAGUGCAGCUGCUCGCGAGACGCCGAAGUAGUGGUCCAUGAUGAGACCUGCAUCUUCUAUGACGGUAGCUCGGACAAGAAAGAUUCCAACGGUGCUGAUGCUUCAGUUGAGCAGUGCGAGUGUUGCGGCUGUGACGUCACCAAGUGUCCAAACCAGGCCAUCUGGAGGACUGUUGAUGAAGCGCCCAAGAAGGAAGAAGUCGAAAUGCCAACUGUGCUUGAAGCCACUCAUCCUUUAAUGAGCCGCUUCCAAGACACACUGAGAAGCUUCUUGGAGAAGGAGAAUGCUAUAGCCGAAGAAGAGAUACUUAAUUUGAAGGAAGAGCUUCGUCUUAGCAAGGAACAGUACGACAAAGACCUGGAAGCCAUCUACAAGAGUGACCAUGAUACUAAUGCGCAAAGGGUAUUAAUAGAAGAGUACGAAGAAAUGUUGACUAAGAACACUGCCGAGCGCGUCAAGGCCGAGGAGAGAGCAAAAGAGGCUAACGAGAGAUACAAGAGAGCCAAAGAGAAGUUGGAUCAGAACAUUAUAGCUGAACGCGAAGCCAACGAGGAGCUGGAGGCGCUGACGGCACUGUGCAGACAGCUGGAGGAGUGGCGCUCGGAGACAGAGUCGCAGCUCGCAGUCAGCCAGCGCGUCUCCGACAAGAUGAGGAUCGAGAAGAAGGAACUGGCUGAUGAGAAACGGCAGCUGGACAUGUUUAUAUUUGGGCUGAGCAACGAAGUUUGGAAGCUGGAGUCGAAGCUCGAACUAUUCAAGAAGCAAUUAGAAAUCAAGAACGUAGAGAUGGAGAAGGUCAAUGACAAGGUGACAGCAUACGCCGCAGAACUGGAAGACUUGGAACUGGAUAAGCGUCGUCUGAUGAGCUUGUGGAACUCCGUUCUAGUGAACAUCAAGCAGAGGGAUAAAGUCUACGAUUCCGUUAGAGAUGACUAUAAAACGCUGCAAGAAAACUACCGUACACUUUUGAAUAACUUCGAAAUAACAAAGAAGUUGGUAAUGGAAGAAAUGCAGAAAGGGAAAGAGAUAGCAAUGAAGAAUGAGAAGACUAUGUACGACAUCGGCCAUGUGGAGAAAACGCUCAAAGUUGAAGACACGAAGAGAAUUGCUUUGGAAACUCAAAUACAAGAAUUGCAAGAAGCCAUCCGAAUGACAGAAAGGGAUGAACAACUUAUUAAAACAGAGAAUCAAACUAUGGCGAACAUAUUGAAAAGUACAGAAAAAGAAAUAGAUCGGAAGAACGACAUCAAGCUUCAGUUGGAGAACGAGAUAUUGACGAAUCUACAGGAAUGCCUUCUCAAUGAUAAAGCAGUCGAGGCGAUGGCAAAUGGUAUCAAGAAAAUGAGAGAAAUGUCAAGAAAACAGGAAAUAGUUUUAAUGACAAUGGAAAAUAAUCAUGCUAAGUUGAUGCUAGAAAUCGAAGUGUAUAGGAAUAGACAGACUAGAAAUAAAGAGGCUCUUGAAGUAAGUCUAGCACAAGUGAAGGAAAGAGAGAAAGAAGUCGAUCAGCUGGAGGAAAAAUAUAAGCAGAAGAUGAUAGACUUCGCAAAGAAACAGAGAGAGCUCGAUAUAAUAACUAAAAAAUACAAUGCCCUGAAAGAGAUAUUUGAUCUAAAGACUCCCCAAGAGCGUCGCAUAUCAGAGCUGGAGCAACAGAUCCGAGGGUUGCGCGAGCGCGCGGAGACCCUGCAGCACGAGUGGCUGCGGCUGCAGGGCCACGUGGUGCGCCUGGCGCAGCAGCACCACGAGGUCGUCACCAACCUCAACAUCAUCAACAAGCAGAUAUCAAUCUGCGAGCAGAAGUUGAUGAGGACCCAAGCGGAAAAAGAGCACAUAAUCGAGGAGAAGCAGCGCGUGGAUCGGACGUUGCGCUCACUCCGCGGCAGACUUGAGGUGUUAGAGCGGGAGAGAAAGAGCGCGGCCGAGUCGCACCAGAGCGCGCAGUUGGACCAGCAGGCCGUGGCGUACAACUACAGCGCCAACCUUAAGGAGGCGGAAUCGGAAAUAAUCAAAUUGGAAGAAGAGAUAGAAGAGUUUGAGAAGGAAAAAAUGAAUCUCACCCAGGAGCUCGAUCGAGUCCAACGGGAGGCUCUCAUCUGGCAAAGGAAGAGUGUAAUGGCAGUGGAUUUGAAGAAGAGUCUCACCGACGCCAAGUCAUCAGCUGGUGAAAUAGGACAGAUGAAAUCGGAGAUACACAGAAUGGAAGUUCGCCGCGACCAGCUCCGUAAAACCAGCGAGAAGUUGGCGGAAGACUUGUCUCUGUACGUGACGCGACGAGAGACGGCCAUAGAGAAAAGCAGAGCGGCAGCUGCGGUGGAGAAGGUGUAUGGGAGCUCCGCGCAGACGCCGCAAGCUGCCUACAAGCACAAGCUGAGACUGGCUAAGGCAGAUGUGGCGAGAGUUACUAAAGAUCUGGCUGAAGCGAAGGCGCGGAUGGAGCAUUUGGAGCGCGAGCAGGAGCGGCUGGAGCGGGAGAUAGCGGACACCGGUGCGCUCAACGCGCAGCUGGAGGAGCACGUCGCGUCGCUCAUGAAGGAGACCAGAGAGACGGACAAGCAGAAACAAUGGCUGCUUGAACGCGUUGUUCGCAGCCAACGUCUCGGUAACGAACUGUCAACGGCCGUCAGGCGGCAGGUGAUUCGCGUCAAGAAACCCAAAGCAGCAGUGCUGUCGGAGUACGAACAUGCUACGGCGUUCAAUGACCAGUUCAGAGAAAUUGUACAGACUCUUGCGUCGGAAUAUCCGUAUUUAAAUGACGAAAUGGAGGCAAUUUCUAAUACUCUGAACAUUCACGGCCCAGACGAUUUGCCGAAACUCGUGGAAGAUUGCAGCUGUUCCUGGACGAGUUCCGAGGCCGUCAACGAGAAUAUUCCAGAAAAACUUGAAUAAUUUAUAUUAUUGCGUUUGUUAACUUUAAAA